This is a messenger RNA of Bufo gargarizans (Asiatic toad), 2746 nucleotides long. It is a transcript of the gene SLC36A4, whose product is annotated as solute carrier family 36 member 4. NCBI's taxonomy places the organism in Eukaryota, Metazoa, Chordata, Amphibia, Anura, Bufonidae. The record is from RefSeq and is a predicted model, not a curated record. The transcript has 11 exons. Gene Ontology annotation, biological process: amino acid transmembrane transport; L-alanine transport. Gene Ontology annotation, molecular function: L-alanine transmembrane transporter activity; L-proline transmembrane transporter activity. Gene Ontology annotation, cellular component: vacuolar membrane. The coding region runs from base 69 to 1541 and encodes 490 amino acids.
CGCAGUGCUGUCUAGUAGGAUUGGCGAUUGGAUUCGGGGGAUGUGGCGGAGUUUCCAGAGGCGGAAAGAUGAAGACAGAAACCGGCGACUUCCAGCGAGGGGAGGACAUAGACAUGGAAGUAAUGAAGCCUCUGAUUGGAGAUGAAGGAUGUUCUGAUGGGAACUCUGAUGACGAGCAGUCCGCUCAGCGAGAUUACCACCCGAACAAGGAGGACGACGGCCUGACGUUUGUUCAGACACUGAUACACGUUUUAAAAGGGAACAUAGGGACUGGUCUCCUCGGACUUCCUUUGGCCAUAAAAAAUGCCGGCAUUUUGUUGGGACCGGUGAGCCUUUUAUUUUUUGGCAUUGUCUCCAUUCAUUGUAUGAACAUGCUGGUUCGCUGCAGCCAUUUUCUGUGCCAAAGGUACAAAAAAGCAAAUUUAGGCUACAGUGAAACAGUCGGACUGGCCUUGGAAGUGGGACCUGUCAAAUCCCUCCAGCAAUAUGCCUCAGCAGGAAAGAAUAUUGUUGAUUUUGCUUUGGUGGCCACACAGCUGGGCUUCUGCAGUGUUUACUUUGUCUUCCUAGCGGAGAACGUGAAGCAGGUAUUCGAAGCUUCCUUUGAAAGCCAUUCCCAGUACACAGAACCAACGGGGAGAUGGGAUCUUGAUCUGCGGCUGUACAUGUUAUCCUUCCUUCCUCUCAUCAUACCAUUAGUUUUUAUACGGGACUUGAAGAGCUUGUCUAUCUGCUCCUUCUUAGCCAACGUCUCCAUGGCCGUCAGUCUUGUUAUCAUUUAUCAGUACGUGAUGCGGAAUAUUUCAGAUCCUCGAACACUCCCUUUGGCAUCAAAUUGGAAGAAGUAUCCACUCUUUUUUGGAACAGCCAUAUUUGCCUUUGAAGGAAUAGGAGUGGUUCUCCCCCUGGAAAACCAAAUGAAAGAAAAGAGAGAGUUUACUCGCGCCUUGAACAUUGGUAUGGCAAUAGUGAUGGUUUUGUAUAUCUCGCUGGCCACAGUGGGUUACUUGAGUUUCGGAGACCAAAUCAAAGGCAGCAUUACUCUAAACCUUCCUCAGGAUUCCUGGGUCUAUCAGCUGGUGAAGGCUUUCUACUGCUUUGGAAUUUAUGUGACCUAUGCGAUUCAGUACUAUGUUCCUGCUGAAAUUAUCCUGCCAAUGGUUACCUCAAGAGUGUUCAAGAAAUGGAAGCUGCCCUGUGAACUUACUGUGAGGACGUUACUGGUCUGUGCAACUUGUGCCAUGGCCGUGUCCAUCCCUCGUCUUGACCUGGUGAUCUCAUUUGUGGGUGCUGUGUUCAGCAGUUCAUUAGCCCUCAUCCUACCCCCGUUGGUAGAAAUCAUCACCUUCUAUAAAGAAGACAUCCACCCGCUCACAGUAGCGAAGGAUCUCGCCAUCGCCCUGAUUGGAAUUGUGGGAUUCGUUAUGGGGACAUACGUGACGGUUGAAGAAAUCCUUUAUCCGACUCAUUUAUUGUUAGUGGCAAAUGUCACAGGGAGUCCUCUUAAAGACAUCAACAGCACUACCUUGGGAACUCCUUGAGAAGAGAACAUUCUUAUUCCUGUGCCUUUAAAUCUGGAUGAAGGGGGCUCAACAGAUUUAUUUAUUAAAAGCAAUACUAUAUAAAGAGAUAUUUUAUUAUAUAUUUUAUGCUUUUUUUUUUUUAUCUGGGUAAGGGUUAAUAGUCUUAGGUGUCUUUUGGGUUGUAGUUAGGGAUAUUCUUACCAAUUACAUUUAUGGUGUACUUUUUAUGAUGGUUCGCGGUCAAACCUUAAGCACUUUUAAAGUAUUCGGUGGGAGUUGUAGUUCCACAGCAGCUAGAGAACUACAUGUUGUAAACCGCUGCUUCAAAGGAUGUCAGCAGUAGUUUAGCGCAAUUAGGGAAACCUACACUUUCCCAAGGUAAAGAUGUCUGUCUUAAAGUAAAUGUCUCCUUUCAGCUUUUAUAUUUGUUUGUCUAACAUUCUGUACCGAUUAAUUUGCUAAUGUAUACUUUAUAGUUGUCAUAGCUCGGUUUUUCUGUUGCAGAACCUCAAAUUCCUGACAUAGACUUAGAGCUGGUGAUAAAAUUCUUGCUACCUGCAGCAACCACUAGGGGGAGCUUACUGCAUACUCCCUCUAUUGGCGGAUACGGACUGAUCUUUGCCAUUUAGCCCUAUGACUUUGCUAGGGGAGCGGUGUAUCAGUAAAGCCAAGUUAUAACCCCUUAAAAGGGAGUCUGUCAUGUAAAACAGCUCAAAUCACACUGUAGGUUGCAUACACAGUUCGUAAAUGGUACCUUUUAUUGCCUUGUCUGCUGCUCUGAUGGUCCACAAAUUAACUUUGAAGCCAUAUGCAAAGGAACUUGCAAGUGCCCAGGGGCGUUGUUUAUUGCUGCAAAUGCCCGGGCCCCCAGGUGUUACCCGGUUAUAACUCCUUCUCUGUCUGGCUGUAAGCCAACCUAGUAUCCUCUUAGCAUCACUGUCCUCUGUCCCCGAAAUCCCGCGCCGGAGCAUGUGCAGUCCCUUCGUCGAUGCCUCCGCCCAUACUCUGUAUUGUAUGGGGCGUGCCUGGGCCUGGCAGUGAUGUGUGCGGGAUUUCGGACACAGAGGACAGAGACGUCAGGAAGAUACUGAGCUGCCUUACAGUCAGACGGGAGGAUUUAUCGCUAAAUAACAUCUGGUCCCAGGCAUUUGCAGCAAUAGACAAGGAUCCUGGGCACUUGCCAACUUAUUUGUGUAUGGCUUCAAAGUUCAUUUUUGGACUAU